CCACACUCGAGCACCUCCUCAUCACAUCCUCUUCCCUACCCCGCAUCCUCUCCUCGCCAAGCAUCUACAAUGGCCGGCUUUGAGCUCAACCUUUCCUCGCACAACGCUCCCGCUGCUGCCGCGGCGACCGAGCGCCAGGCGGCGUCCGCUGCUACCACCACCAACGGGUCUGCGCCGGUGCCAGUGCCCGUGCCCGCCGACGUCGCUAUGGACGGUCCCGCCGAGCGCACCGUGUACUACAACCCACGCCUCGACCCCAAGAACUUCCUCGAGGGCCCGCUUUCGCUCAACCCGUCCACGCGUCUGCGCCAGAUGCUCGCGCGCCCUGGGAUCGUCGUUGCUCCUGGGAUCUGCGACGGCAUCAGCGCGCGCUGCGCCUUGGAGGCCGGCUUCGAUUGUCUGUACCAGAGUGGCGCAGCAACGACUGCUUCGCGCCUUGGACAGCCCGACCUUGCCAUCGCGACCUUGAACGACUUCGUUGGUGCCGCCCAAAUGGUCUGCAGCCUCGACCCCACGACGCCCGUCAUCGCGGACGCCGACACCGGCUUCGGCGGCCCCGCGAACGUCGCCCGCACGGUGCGCGAGUACGUCCGCGCCGGCGUCGCGGCGAUGCACAUCGAGGAUCAGGUGCAGACGAAGCGCUGCGGCCACCUCAUGGGCAAGCAGGUCGUCUCGCGCGAGGAGUUUCUCACGCGCAUCCGCGCCGCGGUCAUCGCGCGCGACUCGAUCCCGGGCGGCUCGGACUUCGUCAUCAUCGGGCGCACGGACUCGGCGCAGGUGCUCGGGAUGGACGAGGCGAUCUACCGGCUGAAGCUCGCGGCCGACGCGGGCGCGGACGUGUGCUUCAUUGAGGGCGUCCGGACGAAGGAGCUGCUCGAGUCGACUGUCAACGCGCUCGCGCCCAAGCCGGUGCUCGUCAACGUCAUCUCCGGCGGCCUCACGCCGUCGUUCACCUGCAGGGAAGCCGAGCAGAUGGGCGCAAAGAUCAUCAUCUUCUCGCUAGUGUCCAGUGUGGCGAUGGUUCACGCUGUGCGCGCCGCGAUGGCGUCUCUCAAGAAGACCGGCACCGACUGGUCGAGCGCGAAGGGCAUGGACCCGAAGGCGUUCUUUGAGGUCAUGGGCCUGAACGAGGUCAUCUCUUUGGAUGCCCGCGCGGGUGGCACGGCCUUCAACGUCGUCUAAGCUUCGUCUUUCUCUUCCUGGGGUCUUGGGGAAUAAGGGAACAUUGGCUACUAUGUAUUCGCAUCUAGGCGCCCUCUUUUUAUUCAUUCUUAUGUAGUUCAAUACUCGACGUACUGCUGUAAGCAUUCAGUGCAAUAUCGAUCCAACAUCCAGCCCUUUGUAAUGUGACCCUACCAUGUAACGGCGUGGGAACAUAAAGUCACGGGAUGGGCACGCUGAGAUUCGCGCGCGCGAC
Molecule: messenger RNA, 1417 nt
Organism: Schizophyllum commune H4-8
Lineage: Eukaryota; Fungi; Basidiomycota; Agaricomycetes; Agaricales; Schizophyllaceae
Product: Phosphoenolpyruvate/pyruvate domain-containing protein
Exons: 5
Coding region: 70-1182 (370 amino acids)
Molecular function (GO): catalytic activity
Source: RefSeq, a predicted model, not a curated record